AUGGCUGCACCUUUCACUCUGCUGGUUUUGUGCUCGGUGUUCAGGCUGAGCUGCAGUGUGAGUACACCUGAAUGGUUCAACAAUAUUUCUACCAGUCUCUUUAGUUCGUCUGGAGACAUCAUGCUUGGAGGACUCUUUCCCAUCAACCGGCUCUCCAGCAACCUGAGUCAGAGGACUGAGCCUAAAAACAUCAGCUGUGAAAGUUUAAAUGAGCGUGGGCUGGGUCUCGCUCUAGUAAUGAAAUAUGCAGUGGAUGAAAUCAACGCAAACCAAAUUCUGCUCCCUGGCAUCAAGUUGGGUUACAAAAUCUAUGACACAUGCAGACAAUCUGCCGUCAUCGUGAAGCCUACCCUCUCUUUCCUCACUGCAAAAUCCAACAAAGCGCUCUCUGUGGAGUGUAAUUACACAGACUAUGAGCCCAGCAUAUCAGCUGUGAUUGGUCCUUAUAGCUCGGAAAUGGUGUCAGUCAUUGGAAAACUGCUGGGAUUCUUUCUUAUGCCACAGGUUAGCUAUGGUGCCACCAGCGACAAAUUCAGUAACAAGCUUCUCUACCCAUCAUUCUUCCGUACGGUGCCCAGUGACAAAUGGCAGGUGAAUGUCAUGGCACAUCUGCUGAAGGAGUUUAAGUGGAACUGGGUGGCAGUGGUUGGCAGUGAAGAAGAGUACGGACAAAGAGGUGUGCAGGAAUUCUCUAAAAUAGCAGAAAAUAUGUCAGUUUGCGUGGCCUAUCAGGGGCUGAUUCCAGUCUACACUGACCCUAAAAUUGCGAUCGAGACCAUCAUUCAAAAUAUCAUAGCAACCAAAGUCGGAGUCGUGGUGGUGUUUUCUCUUCCAGAGCCAGCUGAAGCCUUUUUUAAAGAGGUCAUCAGGAAUAAUGUAACGGCUGUGUGGAUUGCCAGCACGAGUUGGGCCCUCAAUAAUCUACUGACCUCUCUGCACAAUAUCCAAUCAGUCGGCACAAUCAUUGGAUUUAUUGACAAGGUACAAAAUCUGGAUCAGCUCGUUCCCUUCAUUUUGGAGCUUUUCACCAAACUGAGGGAGGAGAGGGGGAACACGCCCCCGCCAGCAUCAGAGUCCAUCAUUGACCCUGACAAUCCUUGCCCACAAUGUUGGAACCUGUCACCUGAUAAUAUGAGCUUGGUGACAGAUGAAGCAGUCAAGCGCACAGCUUUCAGUGUGUAUGCUGCCGUCUACAGUGUGGCACAGGCACUACACACCCUGCUGGGGUGCAAUGAAACUGCCUGUAUACUGGGAUCUGAAACAAAAGUCUAUCCCUGGGAGCUGUUUAAGGUUUUAAAGAAUACUUCUAUAACCAUACAUGGCACACAAAUAGAGUUUGACAGUCAUGGCAACCCAAACAUAGGAUACGAUAUAAUUGAGUGGGACUGGAUUGACUCACAUAAUUUAGAAUUCACUCCUGUCGGGACCUUUAACGGUACACUGUCCAUCAAUACAACCCUCUUCAAAUGGCACACACCAGGCCCAGAGCCUCCUAAGUCCACCUGUUCAGCAGCAUGUGGGAACGGCCAGGUCCGCAGAGUCAAAGGCUUUCAUUCCUGCUGUUUUGAUUGUAUCGACUGUUUGCCAGGAACUUACCAGAAAAAUGACGAGGAUAUCCAGUGCACUAAGUGCCCUGAUCGUCAAUGGUCUGAAAUCAGCAGUACAAACUGCACUUCACCCACCUUUGACUCUCUGACCUGGGACACGCCUGAAGCUCUGCAACUGACGCUGGCCGUAGUGGUGCUCCUGGUAUGUCAGGUAUCAGUGGGUGUUGUGUUCCUGAAACACCGGGGGACCCUAUUGGUAGCAGCUUCAGGGGGACCCUUGAGUUUUGUGGCUCUGCUAAGCCUGAUGGGAGCUUGCCUCAGUCUGCUGCUCUUCCUGGGAACGCCAGGGGAUGUGUCCUGUCGCCUUCAGCUGCCGCUCACUUCCAUUUUCCAAACAGUGGCCCUCUCUGUUAUCACAUCCAUCUCACUACAGAUACUGUACGUGACAGAGUUCCCAAAGACGGCUGCCUCUCAUCUGCAAACACUAAGAGGUCCUGGGAGCUGGCUGUUCCUGCUGGGCUGCUGUGCUUUGGAGGCUGGUCUCUGUGGCUGGUUUGUUCAAGAAGGGCCCUCACUGUCUGAAGACGUGGCAAAUAUGAAAAUCGACUUUGUGAGAGCCUUUUUGGCAUGUCCUGUGUCACCCUUGACUGGCUUUGCUGUAAUGCAAGGUUUCAAUGGCGCAUUGGCCCUUGUAUCAUUCAUGUGCACCUUUAUGGCAGCAAAGCCUCUUCAUCAGUACAACCUUGCCAGGGACAUCACCUUUUCCACACUGAUCUACUGUGUGAUUUGGGUGACCUUUAUCCCGAUCUACAUAGGCUUAACUACUAAGAACAGGUCUAUUGUCCAUGUGUCUUUCACCCUGACAAGCAACUUUGGACUGGUAGCAGCCUACUACUUCCCCAAAUGCCACUUACUGUUGAGAAAACCUGAGCUCAAUAAAGCAGAGCACUUCUGUACCUUCCUCGAGGGCGUCCCACCAACAGCAGCGCAGGAGGAACCACAGCCACAGACAGAUUCAGCAAAGUAAACUA
Molecule: messenger RNA, 2578 nt
Organism: Centropristis striata (black sea bass)
Lineage: Eukaryota; Metazoa; Chordata; Actinopteri; Perciformes; Serranidae
Product: taste receptor type 1 member 3
Exons: 8
Coding region: 1-2574 (857 amino acids)
Biological process (GO): G protein-coupled receptor signaling pathway; sensory perception of sweet taste; sensory perception of umami taste
Cellular component (GO): membrane
Molecular function (GO): G protein-coupled receptor activity
Source: RefSeq, a predicted model, not a curated record